This is a messenger RNA of Nerophis lumbriciformis (worm pipefish), 2334 nucleotides long. NCBI's taxonomy places the organism in Eukaryota, Metazoa, Chordata, Actinopteri, Syngnathiformes, Syngnathidae. The record is from RefSeq and is a predicted model, not a curated record.
AUGAUCACUGGGGUUAGACGAGUUUCUCAAAAGACGGGACGUCGUGGUGACGUCACGACAUUCCAGCGCAAGUUCGGCGGUCUCGGAUCCGCUCAGAAGAAACUGGGCGGAGAGACGGAGGGACGGACGGACGGACCACAACGCGCAUAUAGCAUGAGGUCCGCGUGUUCAAGGGUGUGCGCGCCGGCGCUAUUACUGCUGCUGCUGCUGCUGCUGCCGCUGCCGGGCCCGACGUCGACGACCCGGCUUUCGGCUCCGUCCGCCCGACUGACGGAACUCUUCGGAAGCUUCCGCUCGCCCGCCUUCCCGGCGGCCUACCCAGACGAGACGCGACGCCGCUGGGACGUGGCCGUUCCCGUCGGCUUCCGCGUUCGACUUUACUUCAGCCAUUUUGACCUGGAGCCGUCCGACUCGUGCCAGUGUGACUAUGUCAAGGUGGAGGCGGAGGACGGGUCCGGGGGCGGAGCGUCCCUCCUGGGCGUGUUCUGCGGCGGCCGGGCCCGGGAUCCGGAAAGCGCGCCGGGCGAGGACGCCCUGCUCUCUCCCGCCAACGCGCUGAGCGUGACCUUCUCGUCCGACUUUUCCAACGAGGAAGAGUUCGGCGGAUUUGUGGCGCACUACAGCGCCGUCGACGUGGACGAGUGCGCGGAGGACGAGGAGGCCGCCUGCGAUCACCUGUGUCACAACUACGCCGGCGGUUUCUACUGCUCCUGUCGCCGCGGUUACCUGCUGCACGGCGACAACCGCACCUGCAAAGCCGAGUGCCACGGGGCGGUCUAUCGGGAGCCGGCGGGUUCGCUGAGCAGCCCCGACUUCCCGUCGCCGUACCCCAAGAGCUCCGACUGCUCCUACGUCAUCCGGGCGCCGGCCGGCCGGAAGCUCCGCCUUCGCUUCGACGACGCCUUCGACGUGGAGGACCACCCGGAGGCCGCGUGUCCCUACGACUACGUCGAGAUCCAAACGGCGACCGGAGAGCUGGGUCCGUUUUGCGGCCGUCGCUCGCCCGGCCUCAUCCGGAUCGACGCCGACGCCGUCGUCGUCUCCUUUCACAGCGACCACUUGGGAGAAAACACGGGAUGGAGGAUGACCUACACCUCUGAGGAGACGGGAAGUGUGUGUACGCCUCCCACCAACGUAACGGCGAGUCCGCCGGCGUCCCGCUUCUCCUCGGGCGACGUCGUCCGGGUCCGGUGUUCGCCGGGCUCGGAGUUCGUCAAGGACGGCGAGCGCGUGGCGGGCGGCGAGCUUGAAUUGCGGUGUCGGCGAGACGGCACGUGGGAUACCGCGCUUCCCGUCUGUCAAACGGUGGAUUGCGGCACGCCGCCAAACGUGGACGGCGCUCGAGCGGCCUUCGGCGACCGCCACAACUCGACCCGAUUCGGGGCCGUCGUCCGCUACGUCUGCGACGACGCCUACCGACAAAUACGCCCCGAAGACGGCGAAUACUUUUGCGGGCCCGACGGGCUGUGGGUCAACCGGGCGGCAGGGGCGGAGCUCCCUACCUGCGAGCCCGCGUGCGGCCGGCCGUCGCGACCUCUGGCCGCUCGGGCCAAACGCGUCGUGGGCGGGCGGGCGGCCGAGCCCGGAAACUUCCCCUGGCAGGUCCUGCUGAGCGUGGAGGACUCCAGCCGCGUCCCCUCGGAACGCCGGUUCGGCUCGGGGGCCCUGCUGUCGGACGCCUGGGUCCUGAGCGCCGCCCACGUCCUGAGCUCCCGCCGUCGGCGCGUCGGCGCCGUCCCCGUGGAUCCCCGACACGUCAAGGUACUGGCGGGCGUGGUGGACAAGCGGGAGGCGGGGGGCCUUUCCGUGACCCGGGUGGUUCUCCAUCCCGACUUCCGGCCCAGCGACUUUGACAAUGACAUCGCCUUGGUCCGGCUGAGCGUCAGAGUGGCGCUCGCCGCCGCCGUGCGGCCCAUCUGCCUGCCGCCGCCACAGCAGGGCGACGCCCCCGCGGCUCCUCCCGACACCCUGGGCGCGGUGGCCGGGUGGGGCGCGUCCGGCACCGCCGCCGCGUCCGACCUCCUCCGUUUCGCGCGGCUGCCGGUGGUCCCUCAGGACGAGUGCCGCGCCAGCUACGCGGCCCGCCCGGGCGGCGGCUACAACGUCACGGACAACAUGUUCUGCGCCGGCUUCUACGAGGGCGGCCGAGACACCUGCCCGGGCGACAGCGGGGGCGCCUUCGCCGUCCCGGACCCCGUCACCGGCCGCUGGGCGGCGCUGGGUCUGGUGUCCUGGGCGGGGCCCGAAGAGUGCGGCGCCCGCCGCGUCUACGGCGUCUACACGCGCGUCGACAGAUACUUGGAAUGGAUACGCCGGUGCCAGAACGCGCCUUAA